AUGCCCUAUUUUUUUGUAAUUUUUCUCCAUUUCGUUGUACAUGAGUCCAGUGCAAGGCUUGAAUGUCAAUUUCCACCUCUCCGGCCAAAUGAGUCUGACGAAAGCCUGCUUAUCGGUCAGAAAACCAGACGAAACGAAGCGUUCCUAAAACAGGUGAGGACGGUGGUACUUCUUGCAUCGUUUCGUCCGGCUUUUCCAUAUUGCAUGACUAUAUUUAUGCCCGGCUUCAAUGAGGCGAUGCGAGGUGAUUUGACGGAAGAGCUAGCGCGAAGCGAUGGCCAGAAAUGCGACAAUCUGGCCUAA
Messenger RNA from Protopolystoma xenopodis, 303 nucleotides. NCBI's taxonomy places the organism in Eukaryota, Metazoa, Platyhelminthes, Monogenea, Polystomatidea, Polystomatidae. The record is from the annotation of a GenBank genome assembly.